Bombus pascuorum is the source of this 2484-nucleotide messenger RNA. RefSeq names its product synaptic vesicle glycoprotein 2B-like. The transcript is spliced from 12 exons. Gene Ontology annotation, biological process: transmembrane transport. Lineage: Eukaryota; Metazoa; Arthropoda; Insecta; Hymenoptera; Apidae. Gene Ontology annotation, molecular function: transmembrane transporter activity. The record is from RefSeq and is a predicted model, not a curated record. Gene Ontology annotation, cellular component: membrane. The coding region runs from base 594 to 2201 and encodes 535 amino acids.
GAACGAAUUGACAGGAAAAAAUACUGUGCAUCCUGGAUACAGGUAGUGGGUAGUUUUGAAAUAGGGAAAAUAAAGAUGUUGAGAAGAUGAAACGCGAUGGCGGAUCGACCGAUGUGUCAGUGCGGGUGGAAUUGAAUCUUUUUUUGUCUAUCGCUCGUACGAUUCGCUUCGACAACCUGUUUCGCCCCACCAGGGUCGAAUUUACAUACACGUCGCAGGUGGCUUUUGCGUUUGUCUGAUUUUAGCGCGAAUUGUAGUUUCGCGGCAGGCAUGUGCAGUGCGUGCAGCUGAAAUUACACUCAGUUUCUCCGUCUCUUCACGGUGCACGUUGCGGUUGCUACAAGCGCGCACCCAUCGCCUCUUUUCCGCUUUGUUUUUUCCUCCCUUUCUUUUCUUACCUCCCUUUUUCUCCUUUUUACCCUCUGUUUUCUCUAUUUUCGCAAGGAAAAAGGAAGAGAGAAAUCGUCGUUCGCCGCGAGGAUCUCGCGCGUGUGUGUAAGAAAGGAAGAGAGUUCUCCCCUUUGACAACUGUUUCGCUAACUGAUUGGCUCAAGACACAAAAUCACAGGAGUCGGAGGAAAACAGGAUAUUUAAUGAAUCCGUCGGUGAAGUGCAGCGGUGAAGACGCAAAGUCUGAGGAGUCUGGUCCCGUAGAUUUCGAACGAGCAAUAACUAAUGCCGGCUAUGGAAAAUUCAACUACUUGUUGCUGUUGGCCGUGUUGCCCGCUAGUUUCUCCAGUAUUUUCUCGUCAUCGGCGAUGUCGUACGUGUUACCAUCGGCCGAGUGCGACUUGAGGCUCACCAUGUUCGACAAGGGUCUACUCAACUCGAUGACGUUCGCAGGUAUGAUCAGCACCUCAUUUUUCUGGGGAUUUAUGACCGAUACAUUUGGUCGUAAGAAGAUAAUGUUUUACGGUUACAUGGUCGCCGGAAUCAUGAGUUUGACGGCUUGUUUCUCGCAUACUUCGUGGCUUUUAAUUUUGUUCAAGUUUCUCGAUGGCGUAAUCAUGUCCGGCCCGUAUGCCGCUCUGAUGUCUUAUUUGGCAGAAGUGCACAAUGAUGCGCAGCGAUCUCGAACCUACAUGUGGCUAGGGGUGUUUUUCUCGCUUGGAAAUAUUUCUCUACCAUGCAUCGCCUGGUUAAUUAUACCGCAAAAAUGGACCAUUAACGUUUGGACCAGGGUCAUAAAGAUCAGUUCAUGGCGUGUGUUCUUGGCGAUUUGUUCGUUGCCAGAGUUUCUUGCCUGCUUAGCGUUCUUCGCAUUCCCCGAGAGCCCGCGUUUUCUUUUGUUGAAAGGCAGGAGAGAAGAGGCUCUUGAAGUUUUCAGGAAGAUAUACUCGGUGAACACCGGCAAGAAUCCAGACACGUAUCCAAUAAAAGAUAUCGAUGACGAGCAUUCCGUUGAGCUGGCGAGUAACAGUAAGAUAAAGGACAAGUUACGUUCCUGCUGGCAACAGAUCAAACCACUCUUUCUAUCGCCAAACAUUUUCAAGCUGAUCGCAAUCGGCAUGAUUCAACUGGGUGCCACGAUAGGAUCGAAUUCGAUUAGACUAUGGAUGCCACAAUUAUUCACAAUGAUGGAACAAUUCAAGAAUGACUAUUCGAAAUACGAAUAUUCGAGCUCGCAGCCGCGCUUCUGUUACAUGUUAGGUCAACAAGGAGCCAAUCAUAGUUUCUCAACGAGUUUUGUAAACGAAACUCUAAAUGCUGCCCACACAUGCGUACCGGUGGAAUUGAACUCAAAAGUGUUCAUUAAUUCUAUCGUGAUUGCGGUUACCGGUGUAAUAGGAUAUACUUUGGCAGGCACGCUCAUUACUGUAGUAGGAAAAAAGAAACUUAUAGCAACUUGUUUCGUUGUAGCAGCUGCUUGUUGUGGCUCGCUUUACUGGGCUGAAGACACUAACAGUAUUCUUGGUUUGUGUUCAGUUUUCGUAGCCAUGUCGAGCAUAGGUGGUGCCUGUGUCAUAAACGUUAUCGUCGAUAAUUUCCCUACGUGUUUAAGGACUAUGGCAGUUAGUCUAACCAUGAUGGUAGGCAGAAUUGGGGCGGUCAUAGGCAACUUACUGUUUCCAGUGCUGUUUGACUUGUCCUGCUUGGGUCCCUUCGUUAUGAUUGGCUCUGCCUCUCUAGUAUCGGCAUUACUAGUGACCAUCCUCCCACGUAAAAAAUCGCAGAAGAAUAAGCCAAAGCAGAUUGCCUGACGAAAAUGUGUAUGGUUAAAAUGUAAUCAGCUAAUAGUAGCUGAAAGAAUCGCUUGUAAAUACACACCCUGUAUCUGGUCGUUGGUCGAUUAUAAUUUUCGGUGCAUGAUUUUUCAUCAUGUAAAUAUGUAAAUACAAUACAAUUACACUCGUGUAGCAUAAGGUAUUUUCAUCACUUUAUACGUAUGCGUGUAAUCCAAACACUUCGCAAGACAAAUGCAUGGCCUGAGUGUCGUUUUUAAUAAACAUCAUGAUUGCAUGGCGUAACAUAAUUUUACAACAC